AUGGCUUAUCAGCUUUCUCAGGUCGUUGCUUCGGCUCUGUUCUGCGCAAAGUCACAGCACAUCAUAUCGGCAAAUUUGCCUCACUUUGGCAUAAAAAAGCAAAGUCACACGACACCCUUAUGUAUUGUCUUUAACACAUUGUCAAAGGUUAAAGGGGAACUUUUGCUUAAUGACUGUUUAUACCCUGAUCCUAAUUUAGCAGAACUCCUGUAUGAUUUUCUCAUUAAGUUCCGCCAAAACCCACAUACCUUAAUCUCUGACAUAUCGAAAGCCUUUCAUAGAGUGCUGUUGUGUCCAGAUGAUACGAAGUAUGCUUAUUUCUUGUGGCGACAGGGGCCUACACGAAUGGCCACAUACACCUUUAAUGUAGUUGUGUUUGGAAUCACCAGCAGUCCAUACAUAUUGCAACAAGUACUCAGAACCUGUCUCCAAGAAAGGAGGAGGGAAGAUCUUGUGAAAUCCUUCUAUGUGGACAACUAUUUACAAACUUACAAAAGUCUAGAUCAAAUGGAAAGUGAUUAUAGCGAAGUCAGAUCCUUACUGGAUGAAUAUCACAUGCCGUUAACGGGGUGGGCUAGUAGCAGUGAGCUGUUUGAUUAG
This is a messenger RNA of Macrobrachium nipponense, 600 nucleotides long. RefSeq lists its product as uncharacterized. The transcript has a single exon. Lineage: Eukaryota; Metazoa; Arthropoda; Malacostraca; Decapoda; Palaemonidae. The coding region runs from base 1 to 600 and encodes 199 amino acids. The record is from RefSeq and is a predicted model, not a curated record.